AGAAUACUUAAACACAUACAACAUUCGAGCAGAUUGAGCCCAGGACGACUCCUCACCUUCAAUUACGGUCCAGAGCAACGCAUACUCCGGGACGACCUAGACAACCUAUCGUCAUAUCUGCCAACGCAGACAAUAAGUCCCUCCAACCUACCCGUUCAUACCACUAGCCAUGCAGGGCAACGCGUUAUGCCUGAUGCUAACGGUGACAUGCGGACUCUCGUACCUGUUGUAUGGUUACGAUCAGGGGUUCAUGUCUGGCGUGCUAAUUGCGAACGGGUUCUUGAGAACGAUGGGAUACCCCAGCACAUUCAUGCAAGGCCUGGUCACCAGCAUUUACGAAAUCGGUUGCUUUGCUGGCUGUAUCAGCAGCAUGUCAUUCACCGAGAGACUUGGACGGAAGAAGCCUAUCUUCAUCGGCACAAUACUGGUAAUAAUCGGUGCGGUGCUGCAGACAACGUCGUACUCCUUGGCACAAUUCUUCGUCGGUCGAGUGGUCGCUGGACUUGGAACUGGCCUGAACACCUCUCUGAUCCCAGUAUGGCAAGCCGAGACGCUGCCAGCGAGUAAGCGUGAGCGCUUCGGCACAAUCCAGUAUCUCCUGGUCUGCACUGGCGCUUCCAUCUCAUACUGGAUGAACUACGCACUUAGCUUUGCAGGCGGUGAGCUUGAAUGGCGCUUCCCCAUCGCUGCGCAGAUCAUAUUUGCCCUUCUUCUGCUCGCAUUCCUCCCAUUCAUGCCCGAGAGCCCAAGAUGGCUAAUGGUGCAUCAACAUCCAGACCAAGCAUUGGCAGUUUUGAUGAAGAUGCACGGCACAUCCGACGCGCAAGACAAUGAGGUCCAGCUCGAAGUCUCUCUGAUCAACCAGGCAAUCGAACUCGAAGAUCUUGCCGGUGCCAACAAUUGGCGCAACUUAUUCACCAACCGCAAAGAUACACAGAACCUCCGUCGUCUCAUGCUGGGCUGGUGGCUGAUGGCCAUGGUCAUGCUCUCUGGCGUCUGCAGCAUUGGCUACUACAUCUCGUACCUUUUCGAGACGUCAGUCGGCCUGUCACACGAGCUGUCGCUGCUCCUGUCUGGCUUCAAUGGCCUCUGGUACCUCGUCUCCGCAAUACUCCCAUUUUUCGUCAUGCGCUACAUCGGCAAGCGGUGGUGCCUCAUCAUCGGUGCUUUUGGCAUGGGGUGCUGCUUCUUGACCAUGGCUUUGACCAUCCGAAAUGGAGGCUAUGCGGCGUCCAUGAUCUGUGUCAUUGCUUUCUUCUUGUACUAUACCUUCUUCGCGCUUGGUUAUCUCGCUGUACCUUGGCUCUACUGCGCUGAAAUCAUGCCGCUCCAUCUCCGCGCGAAAGGCAACGCCAUUACCACGAGUUCGAACUGGAUCUGGAACUUUAUUACCGUCAUGAUCACGCCCUCCACCAUGGGAACACAAGGCUGGAAGGGCUACCUAGUUUUCACAGUGUUCAACUUCACCUUCAUUCCAUUCAUCUACUUCUUCUAUCCGGAGACAUCGGGUCGUCGUCUCGAAGAGAUUGACGCGAUCUUCUACAAGACUAGCCCGAUCGUUGCAGGAACGCAGUGGGCGAAGCGAGGCAAUUUCGACGCGGGGGUGUUGGGACGUGUUCUUGCGGAGAAGCUAGACGAAGAGCCCACGAAGGGAAUCACUGAGCACGUGUCCAAGGUGGAGUGAGCAGGGUCGAAACGGUCGAAAGUGGACGCCAUCUUUACCAUGUCUGGAGCCUGAUGCACGUCUAAAAAGCCUGUGGUGACUGGCAAGCUGCGCAGAGACUUUGGGAUAUGCAGCUAAAGGUUGCAUCACCAAGUUGUCAGGCCGCAUUAGAAGCUGAAUGUGUAGAUGGGCAGUUCGAAAGGAGAACCUUUAUUGGUGUGUUUUCACCACCCGCUCGAACCGUUUGAUUGGGUGUUUAUUAGGAUCAAGGAUCAACGCAGA
Messenger RNA from Baudoinia panamericana UAMH 10762, 1945 nucleotides. RefSeq lists its product as uncharacterized. The record is from RefSeq and is a predicted model, not a curated record. The coding region runs from base 170 to 1684 and encodes 504 amino acids. Gene Ontology annotation, molecular function: carbohydrate:proton symporter activity. Gene Ontology annotation, cellular component: membrane. Lineage: Eukaryota; Fungi; Ascomycota; Dothideomycetes; Mycosphaerellales; Teratosphaeriaceae. Gene Ontology annotation, biological process: carbohydrate transport; transmembrane transport. The transcript has 7 exons.